Molecule: messenger RNA, 366 nt
Organism: Rangifer tarandus platyrhynchus (Svalbard reindeer)
Lineage: Eukaryota; Metazoa; Chordata; Mammalia; Artiodactyla; Cervidae
Source: the annotation of a GenBank genome assembly
AUGACCUCAGCAGGCUCCAGCCUCCCUCCUCUCGGCACCGCCGGGCUCGUCCCUGGGGCGGCGGGGACGGCGGCGGGGUCCCGCGGGCCGAGACGUGUCCCGAGCUCCGGCCCCGAGCUCUCUGCAGAGGCCGAAUCAGCGGCCACCUGGGGCGGCCGGGGCGCCCCAGCAUCUCCUCAGCUCCCAACCAGCCUGAGACCCUCCCUGGAUGGGGCGCAAGACCAGACCCUCCCCCGUCCCUCCCCAAAAGGAGAUUCCCGCAUUGGCCGAACAACUUGCAGGAACCGUCACGCCUGGAUAUUUGGAGCAGAAAUCCUUAUUUCAAAAGAGUCUGUCCCAUUGGGAGACCAAAGUUCUGAUGUGUAA